Messenger RNA from Uloborus diversus, 2937 nucleotides. RefSeq lists its product as uncharacterized. NCBI's taxonomy places the organism in Eukaryota, Metazoa, Arthropoda, Arachnida, Araneae, Uloboridae. The record is from RefSeq and is a predicted model, not a curated record. Bases 1 to 2937 code for a protein of 978 amino acids. Gene Ontology annotation, molecular function: nucleic acid binding. Gene Ontology annotation, biological process: DNA integration. The transcript is spliced from 4 exons.
AUGAAAGGGGAAAGAAAAUCUGUUUGUAGUUUCUCAGUCGUAAGUAGCAAGCAAAGCCCUGAUAAUGAGCUCGAAAGCUUAAGAUUUUUGUGGGAAUUGGAAUCACUCGGGAUUAUGCAAUCUAGGGAAAAUGUUUCAGAAGUAGAAAAGGAAAUAAUUGAUAAAUUUGAAUCUAACUUAAAGUUUGUAUAUAACAGAUACGAAACUUCUUUAUUAUGGAAGGAAGAUAAGUCUAAAGUUGCGAAUAAUUUCAGAAUUGCAAGAAAUCGCUUUGACGAUUUAAGUAGAAAACUUGAAAAGGACAUUAAUUUAUUUGAUAGUUAUAGAGCUAUUGUUUUGGAACAGGAACGUAAUAGGGUUAUAGAACCAUGUUCUGAUUCAAAAAUCGAAAAUAGUUAUUUCAUGCCUCAUAGACCAGUAGUAAGAGAGGAUAAGGUAACCUCUAAAGUUAGAAUGGUGUUUGAUGCUUCUUCAAAGGAGAAACAUUUAAAUUCUUUGAAUGAUUGUUUAUUCCCCGGACCUAAUCUUAAUCCAAACGUUCUUGAUAUAAUACUUAGUUUUAAGAAACAUAAUAUUGCAUUUUGCGCCGAUUUAGAAAAGGCUUUUUUGCAAAUUGGAAUUGCGGAAGAGGACAGGAAUUACCUGAAAUUUAUAUGGUUUAGUAACGAAAGGGAUGAUUUGAUAUCUGGUGCGAAAUCUGAUAAAGAAGUGUAUUACAUAUCAUCGACAGCUUCAGAUAUUUUUAAAGAAGCUGGAAUGAAUUUGCGGAAAUUUAAUACUAAUUCCGUAAAACUUCGAAAAAUGUGGGAAGAAAAGGGAAUGUGUGAAACAGCUGAACUUCGUAAUGAUACCUUAAAGAUCUUGGGUUUACUAUGGAAUACCAAUUCUGAUAGCUUGCAUUUUGACGUUCCAGACUUUCGCGAGGAUUGUAAAAUCAAUCCAUCAAAACGCGUUGUUUUGAAAACUGUUCUAAAGAUAUUUGAUCCUCUUGGAAUUCUUUUACCAUUUACUGUUAGGAUGAAAAGUUUGAUGCAAGAAACUUGGCAGCGAGGUAUAGGAUGGAACGAAAACUUACCUAAUGAUCUAAAAUACGAGUGGGAAAGUUGGUGUUCAGAAAUUGAUCAUUUACCAAAGUUUGAGAUACCUCGUAAAUAUUUUCCGGGGGGUUUAGAAAAUUUUGAUACCAUAGAACUUCACAUUUUUUCUGAUGCAAGUCCUAAGGCUUAUGGUGCUGUUGCAUAUUUUCGAUGUGCCAAAAUUGAUAAUGAAAUUCGGACCAGUCUUGUUUGGGCAAAAUGUAGGGUUUCCCCUAUAAAACGUUUGACAAUCCCUCGCCUCGAACUUAUGGGUGCGAUAAUAGCUGCUAGGAUGUGCAAAUAUUUAAAAACUGUUUUUAGUUCUCAUGUUUUAGAUGUCCAUAUUUGGUCAGAUUCCAUUGUCGCGCUACAUUGGAUAAAGGGUUCACCGAUAAACUGGAAGCCAUUUGUGGCAAAUAGGGUAGAAGAAAUACAGUCUUUGACUAACCCCAGAAUUUGGAAUUUUACUCCAGGGAAAGCCAAUCCUGGAGAUUUGUUAACCAGAGGGGAAAGUUUAACUAGUCUUGUAGAAAAUACAUUAUGGUUUGAAGGUCCAGAUUGGUUAUCAAUGCCUAAAGAAAGGUGGCCGAAGCAUGACAUUCUUCCCAGCAUCAAUGAUUAUUUGAUUGAAAAGAGGUCCAAAUUAAAUUCUAUUCAGCUUUCCUGCAAUGUUAAAUUACUUACAGAACCAUUGCUGGAUUUAGGAAAAUUUAGUAAACUUAAUCGUGUAUCACCGCUUGGAUUUUCAGAUUCCUUAAUAACAUUAAUAAGAAAAAGACUAAGCUGUCAGGCCCAUGAAAAAGUUUAUCAUUAUGGAGUAGCCACAACCUUGGCGCAUCUUCGAGAAACAUAUUACAUCAUCAAAGGAAGGAAAUAUGUUAAAUCUGUGCUGAAAUCUUGCAUUAUUUGCAAAAGAUUUAAAGUUAGACCUGGCAAGGAAGAAAUUGCUCCUUUACCGAAGGAUAGGAUAAUUGAAUCACCCCCAUUUGAGACCUGUGCUGUUGAUUUCGCCGGCCCUAUUUUUAUCAAAACUAAAUCGAGCCCGGAAAAAGCUUACAUUGUGCUCUUCACCUGUGGAGUAACUAGAGCUGUUCAUCUGGAAGUAGCAUCUGACCUCAGCACUGAAACCUUCAUCUUAGCUUUCAAAAGAUUUGUUUCACGUAGAGGACUCUGUAAAAUUGUAUACAGUGAUAAUGCCAAGACCUUUAUCAAAACUGAUAGUUUACUGAAGGAGAUUUGGAGUAAGAUUUCCAAAGCUGAGGUUCAACAGUAUUUUACUAAAAACCGAAUUGUGUGGAAAUUUAUUGUACCUAGAGCUAGCUGGUGGGGUGGUUUUUGGGAGCGUAUGGUACGUUCUGUCAAAACGCCCUUGAAGAAAGUUUUAGGACGAUCUUGCUUGAGCUAUGAAGAGAUUCAAACCACUCUCACUGAGAUCGAAGCUGUUUAUAAAUGGAAGACCUUUAACUUACGUGGCAAGCGCCCAAAUUUCUUUCCUGAUAUUCCUUCUGUGGCAGAACCAAAAUCCAACAAAAAGACCCUCACGAAAUUAUUGAGAUACAGAGAUCAAAUUUUAAACCAUUUUUGGAAGCGUUGGAGAACGGAGUACUUACUGGAACUUCGAUCUGCAAAUCGCAUCGUUCCAAUAGAUACUCCUACAAAAUUCAAAAUUGGAGACGUGGUUAUAGUUCAUGAAGACAAGGUUCCAAAACACAUGUGGAAAAUAGGAGUUGUUAAAGACCUUUUUUUCGGCAGAGACUCUAAAGUUAGAUCUUGUGCUGUUCGAACGCCUUCAGGCGUUGUGAGGAGACCUAUUCAAUUACUGUAUAAUUUAGAACUUGAUAUUGAGUCAGUGACUCAGUAA